This is a messenger RNA of Nilaparvata lugens (brown planthopper), 1368 nucleotides long. RefSeq lists its product as uncharacterized. Bases 40 to 978 code for a protein of 312 amino acids. The record is from RefSeq and is a predicted model, not a curated record. The transcript is spliced from 2 exons. NCBI's taxonomy places the organism in Eukaryota, Metazoa, Arthropoda, Insecta, Hemiptera, Delphacidae.
AGAUGUGAUUUUCCAAGCUGUCGGCACAAAUCUCUUACUAUGUUUCGUCUUAGAAAAUCGAUGACAUUCAUAUUGUCUUUUUUGUUUCUACUUUUAGAAGUUUCUUUUCUGUGUGAUGCUACAUGCUCCAACUGCGCGAUGGACAUUGGUGAAGUAGAAAAGGCUCCAAAUGCAAGGUUCUCUAACGGAUAUUAUGUAGUCGGUUCAGUGGAAAACGUUUCAGACGAUGACUCAUCAGUUGCCUACAACAUGCUGCCUCGGCCUCAAACCAAUGUUCCGAAUACAAAACAAUAUCAGAAAAACUAUAAUGGAGCACUAGUGGUUUCUGGUGGGUAUGGUGCUGAUUCCUCCAACAAUUACUCUCCCACUCAGCAAACAGCAGACCACAGAUUAUGGUCCAGAUAUCAGCAACCAGAAAAGCAACAGAUUACAGACCGGUAUCACCCAAGCACGUUUGUGAACACGUAUGAGCAUGCCGGCGAAGUGUAUGUUAGUCCUUCAGCAAGUGAAACUCAUUCGGCUGUGGAAGAGUUGAAGCCUCCAAGUAGCACUCAUGAGGAGUAUUCGACUAGUUUCAUUCAUGAUGACCAACACACACAUGGUGAACAUGUCGAGCACCUUUACAACUACGACAGCUAUCAGCACGAUAAUGGUGGACCGUAUCCCUACUCAGGCUACCAACAGCCUCUGCCUUCCAUCACCGAACCACCCCAAGAGGAGCGACAGCAAAACACUCUUUUUGGAUACUACUAUAUCGGUCGAAAAUUGUGGUACAUCCCGCUGUAUUUCAGUAUCUAUUUUGUGUUGUAUGUGGCUGCCCUUAUAAUCAAGUCGAUAGGUCGGCAUAAGAUCGCCUUUCCUCAGACACUUGCCGAUAGUGUGAAUGCACGUAAGAGUCAUCACAAUCAACUUCAGAUAGCACAACUCCUGCUUGAGUCGGCUAACAACAAGUUUCACAAAAAAACUUCGGCUAAGUGAAGUGCUUUAGUGAUUUAAAGUACAGUAAGGGUUUCAUCUUCAGACUCUUUCAUUUUCCAAGACUUUCAAAGAUACAAUUUUACUGUAAUUCAUUACCGUAUCACAAUACUUUAAUGUCUGUCCGGUAAAGUAAGUUUAUUGUUCAGUAUCAUGUAUAAACAUAAAAUUUACAGAUUAUUUCUAAUGAAAUAAUUUUAAAUAAAAUUAUAAUUAAUUCAAUAGAAUAACCUCCUUUUAUUCAGAAAGUAUUUUAAAUUUAUAACCAAACUCUACUAUUUUUAUCACUAUUUGUUGCGUUCUAUAAUUAUUCUAAAUGGUUAAACCUGUUCACAAAGCUAUUGUUAUUAGCCAUAAGUUAAGACUCUCGAAAUGCAAGAUGCUGAAUGAAAA